AUAAGAAGUGUCAUCCACCUGGUUUUUUAAUUUAAAAUAAUUUGACAUUGACAUUAAAGUGUCAUUUAUGGUGUCAUUAUUUGCCAUUUUCUAGUCCUCAGUCCUCGUUCCGAUAGUCCAAAAAAGUAAAUUUAAUUUUUUAACAAAUAAAAAGGCUUUGUAAAAUGGGUCUUGGUGAUUAUCCUGCCGACUAUAAUCCUAGUGUGCACGGACCAUAUGAUCCAGCUAGAUAUUAUGGAAAACCCGACACCCCCCUUAGUCAAGUAAAGCUAUCGGAACUCGGAUCAUGGCUUGCUCGCCGUAAUAAGAGUCCACAGGCAGUGGCUGGUGCAUUCAGUCGAGCAUUCUGGAGAUGGCAACACAAAUAUGUCCUACCUAAACGUUCCGGAAUAGCUCCAUUCUUACAACUUGUUUUUGGAUCCAUGGGUGUUUUUUAUGUCCUUAAUUACGGAAGAAUUUCUUCCCACAGAAAUUACAAAUACCACUAAUUGUUUCAAUUAUAUUACUUAUAGUCGUACAUAUUGUAAAAUUACAUAUGUUUCAAAUAAUAAACUGAAUAGUCUUUCGUCUUAA
This is a messenger RNA of Sitophilus oryzae (rice weevil), 573 nucleotides long. RefSeq names its product putative ATP synthase subunit f, mitochondrial (gene ATPsynF). The record is from RefSeq and is a predicted model, not a curated record. The transcript is spliced from 4 exons. Bases 165 to 488 code for a protein of 107 amino acids. Gene Ontology annotation, molecular function: proton-transporting ATP synthase activity, rotational mechanism. Lineage: Eukaryota; Metazoa; Arthropoda; Insecta; Coleoptera; Curculionidae. Gene Ontology annotation, biological process: proton motive force-driven mitochondrial ATP synthesis.